This is a messenger RNA of Ceratotherium simum simum (southern white rhinoceros), 1335 nucleotides long. RefSeq names its product G protein-coupled receptor 65 (gene GPR65). Gene Ontology annotation, molecular function: G protein-coupled receptor activity. Gene Ontology annotation, cellular component: membrane. The record is from RefSeq and is a predicted model, not a curated record. NCBI's taxonomy places the organism in Eukaryota, Metazoa, Chordata, Mammalia, Perissodactyla, Rhinocerotidae. Gene Ontology annotation, biological process: G protein-coupled receptor signaling pathway.
AGAAAUCAUAGUAAAAGUGAAUUAGAUGUUGAAAACAAACUACAACGAGGCAAAGCUUACCUUGCUAUUUAUCUUCUAAGAACCAAUGUAAUUGCUACCCUAGAAAGAGAAAAUGAACAGCACAUGUAUUGAAGAACAGCAUGACCUGGAUCACUAUUUGUUUCCAAUUGUUUAUGUCUUUGUGGUCGUAGUCAGCAUUCCAGCCAAUAUUGGAUCUCUAUGUGUGUCUUUUCUGCAAGUAAAAAAAGAAAAUGAAUUAGGAAUUUACCUCUUCAGUUUAUCACUGUCAGAUCUGCUGUAUACGUUAACUCUCCCUCUGUGGAUUGAUUAUACUUGGAAUAGAGACAACUGGACUUUCUCUCCCACCUUGUGCAAAGGCAGUGCUUUCUUCAUGUACAUGAACUUCUACAGCAGCACAGCGUUCCUCACCUGCAUCGCUGUUGAUCGGUACUUAGCAGUUGUCUACCCUAUGAAGUUUUUUUUCCUAAGGACAAGAAAAUUUGCAUUCAUGGUCAGCCUAUUUGUCUGGGUAUUGGAAACCAUCUUCAAUGCUGCCAUUCUGUGGGAAGACGAAACAGCUAUCGAGUACUGUGAUGCCAAAAAGUCUAAUUUUACUUUAUGCUAUGACAAAUACCCCUUGGAAAAAUGGCAAAUCAAACUCAACUUGUUUAGGACGUGUGCAGGCUAUGCCAUACCUCUGGUCAUCAUAAUGGUUUGCAACCGGAAAGUCUACCAAGCUGUGCAGCACAAUCAAGCCACAGAAAACAGCGAAAAGAAGAGAAUCAUAAAACUACUUGUUAGUAUCACGUUGACUUUUAUCUUGUGUUUUACUCCCUUUCACGUGAUGUUGCUGAUUCGCUGUAUUUUAGAGCGGGAUGUGAACUUCAAUGAGCGUCUAUUUGACCACAAGCCUGGGAAGCAGACUUAUAAGAUGUACAGAAUCACAGUUGCGUUAACAAGUUUAAAUUGUGUCGCUGAUCCAAUUCUGUACUGUUUUGUAACUGAAACAGGAAGAUCUGAUAUGUGGAAUAUAUUAAAAUCCUGUACUGGGAAGCUUAGUACAUCACAAAGACAAAGUAAAAGCACAAUUUCUAUGUCUACAAAAGAUACUGUGGAAUUAGACAUCUUGGAAUAGAACCAGGGAAUUUUUUUAAGGUACAUAAUAUCGAAUCACCGAGAUUACGUUUUGAAAAGGAAAUCUAGCAUGGGAGGGGACUAAGUGUUCCAAGUGAGUGAAUAUUUUAAUCUGCUCCAAUGGAAAUAUUUUUAAAGUGCACUGUAUAGCUCCCUGACUUUUACUGAAUGAGUAUUAAAUAAAAUUUCAUAUUUUCCUAA